Melopsittacus undulatus (budgerigar) is the source of this 401-nucleotide messenger RNA. Its product is annotated as alpha-internexin-like. The transcript has 3 exons. Gene Ontology annotation, molecular function: structural constituent of postsynaptic intermediate filament cytoskeleton. Gene Ontology annotation, biological process: neurofilament bundle assembly. Lineage: Eukaryota; Metazoa; Chordata; Aves; Psittaciformes; Psittaculidae. Gene Ontology annotation, cellular component: intermediate filament; cytoplasm; axon. The record is from RefSeq and is a predicted model, not a curated record. The coding region runs from base 24 to 401 and encodes 125 amino acids.
GGCGCCGCCGCAGAAGCGCCGGGAUGAGCGAGCGCUGCCCCCGGUACCGGCGGGGGGGCGGCGGGGAGGCGGCGCUGCGCGCCCGGGCCGAGGCCGCCGGUUACCGGAGGCUGCUGCGGGCCCGAGCGGCGGAGGUGGAAGCUCUGCGCGGGGCUGUGGGGGCUCUGCACCGGCGGCUCGAGGGGCUGCGGGACCGGCGCAGCGGGGAGGUCGCCAAGUACCAGGAGCGGGUGGCGGAGCUGGAACGGGAGAUCAGUGAGGCGGAGGCGGAGAUGCUCCGGUGCCUGCGGGAGUUCCCGGCGCUGCUGCGGCUGCGGAUGGCGCUGGAGGCCGAGAUCGCCGCGUACCGGGAGAUGCUGGAGGGCGAAGAGCUGCGCAUGGGGGGGCUGGGGCCGCCGUGA